GCGGUGCAGAGCUGGAAAUGGGGCACAGUGAGGCGGAGAGCAGACCCUAAGCGCGUCCUGCGUGGGAAGAGCCCCGGUGGUGCUGGAGGCGGAGGCCGAGGAGUGAAGUCAGGGCUGAGUAGGCGGAAGAGAGCCUGGGCUGAGGUGAGGGCCCCACAAGCGGGAGUUGAGAGAACAAACUGGCACCCGAGAGAGCGUUGAGACCGGAUACAUUUUCAAAAUGUCAGGCCGUUGCUUUUUGUCCGUUCUUGUUUUUUCUUUCGGGGGCACCUUCAGACCCUCCCACUGCUCCACCAAAUUGCAUUGCCUGGUUCUCUCGGGCCUAGGUGGUGCCCGAAAUUUUCUUUUUCCAGCCCCUGGACUCCUGCGCUUGUGGCUGCUGCUUAUAAUUAGAAAUGCCGUCACGCAAGUAAAGGUGCCUGGCCACUUAGUCAACUGCGCGAUAUUCUGUUACGACUCUUGUCUCCUUUUGUUUCAAAAAACCUUGAGUCUUGGUACAAUGUGUUUGUAUUAAGGGCAAAGAGAGUGGGAGGAGGGGAAGAAAACGCCUGGUCUUUGGUGCAACUAAGAAUGAAACGAUAUCUAAUUCUUCCAUUUCCUUAGCAGACAUGGCCACUUACCGCCCAGCAGGACACGUGCAACUGCCCCGAGCUGAUGCCAUUCGUUCUCGUCUCAUUGACACUUUCUCUCUCAUCGAGCAUCUGCAAGGCUUGAGCCAAGCUGUGCCACGGCACACUAUCCGAGAGAUACUUGACCCUUCCCAUCAGAAGAAACUUAUGUUGGUAGAUCAACACCAGCUUGUGCGCUUCUCUAUAAAGCCUCGUCAUGUAGAACGAAUUACACACAGCCAGAGACUGAUGAGUAGGUUUCAAGUACGCUGCAGUAAGAGACCACCUCUUUCUUUGUGGGCUGGGUGGGUCCUUGAGCGUCCUCUCUUCACAAACUUCAUCAUCUUCCUCAUCUUUUUGAAUACAAUUGUGCUGAUGGUUGAAAUAGAACUGCUCGAAUCCUCUAACACCAAACUGUGGCCAAUGAAGCUGACUCUGGAGGUGGCAGCUUGGUUCAUCUUAUUUAUUUUUAUCUUGGAGAUCCUGCUUAUGUGGCUAUACAGCUUUUUUCUCUUCUGGAAGAAUGCCUGGAAUGUCUUUGAUUUUGUUGUUACCAUAUUGUCCCUGCUUCCUGAGGUUGUGGUGCUGGUAGGGGUAACAAGGCAGUCUGUAUGGCUCCAGUUGCUGAGGAUCUGUCGGGUGCUAAGGUCUCUCAAACUCUUUACACGAUUCCCUCAAGUUCGAGUCAUUAUUUUGGCCCUGGCCAGGGCCCUCAAGAGCAUGACCUUCCUUUUGAUGUUGCUGAUGAUCUUCUUCUACAUUUUUGCUGUGACCGGUGUCUACUUCUUUGAGAAUUACACCCGUUCAACUCGCCCGGACCUGAAGUACCGCAUGUUCUUCUCGGACCUGCUGAAUUCCCUAGUAACAGUGUUCAUUCUCUUCACUAUGGAUCAUUGGUAUGCACUGCUUCAGGACACCUGGAAGGUGCCUGAAGUCAGCCGCACCUUCAGCAGCAUCUAUGUCAUCCUUUCGUUGUUACUUGGUUCCAUUAUCUUUCGAAACAUCAUAGUAGCCAUGAUGGUUACUAACUUUCAGGCUAUCAGGACCGACCUGAAUGAGGAGAUGACACACCUGGAGGUUCAGCACAAAGCCGACAUAUUCAAACGGCAGAUUAUCCAGAGGAGACAAAACCUGUCCCCUGAGGCACUGAGGUCAAGCCUUAGCAAAAUUGAUGCCAGAGAUACCAAUCAACAAGUGGAAUCUUUGGACUUAUCAGAAACAUUUAAAGUAGAAUCUGAAACCAGUGCCAUUGAAGAGGAUUCAGGAGCAUCUGAGUCAAAAACAAAAGAAUCUUUAUCAAAAAAGACAAAAUCUUCAUCUUCUUUAUAUUCUACCUCUUCCUUCUUUUCCUCUUCUUCUGAACCUGGAGGGUUGGACUCUAUUGGUCAGUUGGAUUGGGAGACUCAUGUGCACCAGAAUCUGCCUGGGCUAAUGGACAUGGACGAGGAAGAACGUGUUGUGUGGCCUAGAGAUUCACUCUUCCGAUAUUUUGAAUUGCUAGAAAAGCUUCAGUAUAACCUAGAGGAGCGUAAGCGCUUGCAAGAGUUUGCAGUGCAGGCACUGAUGAACUUUGAAGACAAGUAAAACCAAUGAUGGAUGGCUUUGGCAACAGAUAACGAAGGGAAUAGUUGGAAAUGGAGAAUUCAAAGUAUAAAUGUUUAAUAAAUACUACUGAUAAUUGCUCAGUGGCCUGUCUCUGAGACAUAGGGGAUACUGAAAGGUAUAAGAUUAGGUGAAAAAGUUAGUUUAAAUGCCAAUGGGGCCUGUGGUCCUUGGCUUUCUGCACUUUCCAUAGCUACUCAGACUACCUUUUUCUUUGACUUUGUAACUUCCUACCCCUCUUGCAAACUCUGCUUCCUGAUAGAGUCCUAACUUUACCCUCAACUUCCCUGGUGGGUACAGGCCUCUCUGGUUGGGAUUUGGGGAAAGGAGAUUCCCUAGAACUAUUGACGUAACUAAUGAGAACUAUUGUUUCCAUUAUCUAGAAAUAUUGCUUCUCCUGUGUACCAUUAAUUUUCUUAAAAUAGCUUUUAUAUUGCCCUAGUUGGUGUAUCUCAGUGGAUUGAGCACUGGCCUAUGAAGCAAAGGGUCACUGGUUUGAUUUCCAUUGAGGGCACAUGCCUGGGUUGCAGGCCAGGCCCCCAGUAGGGAGCAAGCCAGAGGCAACUACACAUUGAUGUUUCUCUCCCUCUCUUUCUCCCUCCCUUCCCCUAUCUCUCUAAAAAUCAAUAAAUAAAAUACUUUUUAAAUAGCUUUUGUAUUGUAUUUUUUGCAUUACCAUUUGUCCUUCUUAUAUCCUCUUUCACCUCUCCCCUCCCCACCACAAUCACCACACUACCGUCCAUGUCCAUGAGUUCUUUUUCUUUUUUGCUCAAUCAUGCCACCCAAUGCCCUCCCACCCCAGCCCAGAGCUGUCAUCCUCCUCUCCAUCUAUGAGUCUGUCUCUAUUUUGCUUAUUAGUUCAGUUUGUUCAUUAGAUUCCAUAUGUGAGUGAAAUCAUAUGGUAUUUGUCUUUCUCUGACUGACUUAUUUCACUUAGCAUAAUGUUCUCCAUAUCCAUCCACGCUGUUGCAAAGAAUAAAAUUUUCUUUUACAUGGCCAAGUAAUAUUUCAUUGUGUAAAUGUACCAUAGCUGUUUUAUCCAUUCAUCUACUGAUGGAUAAAUCAGU
Artibeus jamaicensis (Jamaican fruit-eating bat) is the source of this 3277-nucleotide messenger RNA. It is a transcript of the gene CATSPER2, whose product is annotated as cation channel sperm associated 2. Gene Ontology annotation, biological process: sperm capacitation; transmembrane transport; flagellated sperm motility. Lineage: Eukaryota; Metazoa; Chordata; Mammalia; Chiroptera; Phyllostomidae. Gene Ontology annotation, molecular function: calcium-activated cation channel activity. The record is from RefSeq and is a predicted model, not a curated record. The transcript has 12 exons. Gene Ontology annotation, cellular component: membrane; CatSper complex. The coding region runs from base 609 to 2192 and encodes 527 amino acids.